AUGAUGUCCGAUAGCCUCCAGCCCAUAAUACCAGCCAGCCAAGACGGUGCAGCACUACGGGCCGUCACUGCUGACUCUCAGGAAGCUCCCGAACCAGCGCCCAUUACCGACCAAGAGGUUGGAGAAUAUCGUGAACAAGACCGCUUCCUUCCAAUCGCCAAUGUCUCCCGCAUCAUGAAGUCUUCCGUCCCUCCUACUGCCAAGAUCGCGAAAGACGCGAAGGAAUGCGUUCAAGAAUGCGUUUCGGAGUUUAUCAGCUUCAUCACAAACGAGGCUGCGGAGAAAUGCCAGUUGGAAAAACGCAAGACGAUAGCAGGGGAGGAUAUCUUGUAUGCAAUGUCCACGUUGGGGUUCGAUAAUUAUGCCGAGACGCUGAAGAUUCAUCUCGCUAAAUUGAGGCAGGCUGGGAAUGCUUCUGCGCCGGGUGGCGCUCGAUUGGAUCAAGCUGAAGGCAGGCUAGAGUCGUUAGAUGAAGAAUGA
This is a messenger RNA of Pleurotus ostreatus (oyster mushroom), 480 nucleotides long. RefSeq lists its product as uncharacterized. Gene Ontology annotation, biological process: regulation of transcription by RNA polymerase II. Lineage: Eukaryota; Fungi; Basidiomycota; Agaricomycetes; Agaricales; Pleurotaceae. The transcript is spliced from 3 exons. Gene Ontology annotation, cellular component: CCAAT-binding factor complex. The record is from RefSeq and is a predicted model, not a curated record. Gene Ontology annotation, molecular function: DNA-binding transcription activator activity, RNA polymerase II-specific; protein heterodimerization activity; RNA polymerase II cis-regulatory region sequence-specific DNA binding. The coding region runs from base 1 to 480 and encodes 159 amino acids.